AUGUGGGCAGCGCAUACAGGUGCGCCCCCAGGGGAUUUUACCUCUCUGCGGUGGAGUGAGAGUCAGAGUCUCCAGCGCGCCGAGAAUGCAACGGAAGUUCGAGACUCAGCCACUGCGGCCGAGCAGCCGCCAGAGAAGAAGAAGGAAGUCCCGACAGAGCGGGCGAGUGUGUUGCAACUCUUCUUCAUUUCUCUGGACGGCGUCUUCUCGCCGUCAGGACACAAGGCAGAGAACGAAAUAGAUGACCGCGCUUGCGCCACCGACUGCAGCAAGCAAAGAGGCUCGGCAGAUGUGAACAUGGAGAACAGCGGAGAAGAAACAGGGAAAGAACCUGAGGUCGACCCAGAGGCAGACAGUGUAGCCGUCAUGGCUCUCGAGGCGCGUCUUCAACUCAAUCCUUUCGACGCUGCAGCCUGGGAUGCCCUUCUGGAGAUGAACGAGAGCAGCGCGCUGUACGAGCGCGUCUUGGCGAGCUUCCCCACGAGCGUCAAGUACUGGAAACGCUACGCUGAGUUUUGUUACCGAACGGGGAAAGUUCAGGCGGCCUCUGCAGUGUAUAGACGCUGCAUUUAUGCUUGCCCACACCUAGACCUCUGGCUCUCGUACCUUCGCUUCCUCUACCGAGUUGGAAGUCUUCAUGACUUUGUCCAGAAUCUGCGCCGAGCGACGGACAAGGUCGGAUAUUCCUAUCGAUCUGCGCCUCUCUGGAUGGAGCUCCUUGCGCUGUAUAUUCGCGUUCACAAUACGCUGCUGCUCCUCAAAGGGAACACACAAGGCCUGCUGUCCGCACCGAAUCUCCCCGGCUGUUCGCCAGCUGGGCUCUCGCCUACGCCGCUGCUUGCGUCUGAGGAAGAACAGCGCAGCUUCUGUCGCCCUCUCAGCGCGACUGUUGGGCCUCUCUCAGAGAAACUUUCAGACGUAAAUGUCCUGCGGACGGCGUUCCAGCAGUGUCUGUCCACCGCUAUCGACGGACUGGACGGCGUCUGGGCAGCCUACUGCAGUUUUGAGAGUUCUGUGGGGGCGUCGAAUUCUCAACUCGCGUCCAAGUUAACCGGCGAAAUGGAACCGCACUUCGAAGCCUCCAAACAUGCCUAUCAGGAAAUUCUGCGUCUGACGCGACGCAUCGAUCCGCUCAUGCUGGCAGUGCCGCUCCAUGAGGCUGUGAAAAGUCAGGAGAUUCAGCUGCAGCUGGAGGCCUGGCGCGCGCUUCUUCGCUACGAAAAGAAAAAUCCGCUGCGCUUGCAUGCGAGUUCCCUGCUUCGUCGCCUCACGCACCUGUUUCAAGGUUGUCUCUUGAGUUGUGCCUUCGUUUCCGACUUCUGGAUCGAUUUUUUCCAGCUUCUCCUAGCCCAUAACCACCCCCAGAAAGCGGUGGCAGUUCUGCGCCGAGCCAUCGAACAGUUCCUUCCAGACGACGAGCUUUUGCAAUUGGUUUUGGCGGAUUUCCUGGAAAGUCGGCGACUCGUGAACGCAGCGGACGCAGUGUAUCGCUCGGCGCUGGCUGUGCAGGCGCAGCUGCACACAACAUCACUGUCUCCUGUUGGAGAUUCUGCUCCAGAGGGAGCCAUCCCAGGAGGCAGGUCUGGCGGCCCGGCGUCUGCUGUCAUGCUGAUUCGCUUCUUGGACUUCAUUCGAAGAACUCACGGUGAGACAGCGUGGCGCACGAGCUUCUACGAGAUUGCCAAGUUCCCUCAAGGAUGUCCUUGGGAGGUUUGUCUCGCCUAUGCCCAGGCCGAGUGGUGUAUCUACCGUUCAGAGGCAAAUGCGUUGCGAGCGCUGCGGAUCGCCUACCAACGCUACCGGCUGCAUGUCCACUUUCUCCUUGCUUAUGUCGACUUUCUUGUCAACAUUGGCCGCCUAGAUGCGGCGAGAGAACUGCUUCGAAUUUCCGUCUGCGCUCUGCAAAGGGAACAAGGAACUGGGAGUGCUUUGCUGUGGCGCAAAUGGAUUCGGCUCGAGCUGCGCUACGGAGACGCGGCCUCGCUGCAGGGGGUGAUCUAUUUGAGAGCUCAGCAGCGAGCUCAGCUUCCCCUCGACGACGCAAGUUUGCUUCAGUCCGCGGCGGAACUCGAGGGUGGGCCUCUCGACUCUUCUGGAGCGUCGGCGCUGACGGACGCCGAGGGUCGACACCGGGCAGAGACAGCUGUGCUCUGCAAUCGCAACUCGGUAGCGCAUGCAGAAGGAAAAGACAAAGCAACAGACGGCGCAACCGUUGAAAAGGACGACCUCGCUCGCGCCAAACUUGCCGUCCGCAAACGCCAGUUCAUGGGAGGAGAUGGUCUGAACGAGAUUGCGGACUGCUACCACCUGCUCGGUCGCCUGGCGCCUCGUUCCUCGCUUCUGCGUUCUUUUUUCGCCGACGCAGAAGAGGCGGAACAGACAGCAGAAGACGCAUUCGAUGAGGACAUGGAGAGAGAAGAAGACGGAGAGGAAGGCGAGUUCCACAGAGAGGCCGAGAGAGGCAGAAGCGGAGGCCGGAGGAGAGGUCCGAGGCUCGGGAAACACCGGAAGGGAGAGGGUGGAGACCGCGACUCGCGGCCCACUGCUGCAGGUGUCUGUACAGAGCAGGAGCCCCAGGGCAAGGUGGAGGCGGAGGCGCGAAUGGGCGAGAUCGCGGCAGCGGUGGCGAGCACCGCAGUGGCCACAGGAGCGGGGUACACGAGCAAGCAGCUGUCGGAAACAGCGAAAAGAAAAUUUCCGGAGAUGGCCGCGAUGGUCGCUCCAGACAAGGAAGACGCCGAGGCGUCUGCGGGCCCUCCGGUCGACCCGCCUAAGGCAAUCUGCGAUUUACUUGCACUGCUGCCGAAGAACGACAUGCGCAACUUCGUCGAUGCGGAUCUCGUGGAGUACACGAUGAUGGCGUUAGCGGGCCUGGAGCUCCCGGAAGUCCCAGAAUCUGAACGCGUUCCGAUCCCGGUCAAGGACCUCCUGGCUUUGCGGCACUCGCAACUCCAGUGUUUUCGGGCGAUGCAAAUCCAGCAGCAUGCGCUCGCCGCUUCUCCCCAAAGGCAAAAAGUCCCGGGGGGUUCUGGGUCUGGAGCUGAGGCGGCAAGCGCGGGGCCGGCUGCCGACGAGGAGCCAGACGCAGAGUCGCGUUCGGGUCCGUCUCCGUCGCCUUUCCCCGAUCGUCGUUCCUCGUCUCAACCGCGGUCUUUCUUUGGACACCGGCGGCGCGGCGAGGCAUCUCGCGACGGUCGAGGCCGCCCGCGGGCGUCUGAGGUGCUCAGUUCUGCUCUUUCAGACAUUUCUAGCGGAGACGACGAGGCACCUAUCCCCCCCGACCUCGAAUUCUUCGCGAGCGCCCCCGGCGAGUUGGGUGAGCCAGGAUAUUUGCAUCCUCAUUUGCACGCACCUGGCGAGGCGGCUGCAGGGGGCCCGGCGCCUUGGCCCGCAACGCUCGCCCAUGCAGCGCCGCCUCCGAGGGCAGGAGGCAUCCGACAGCCGCAUGCGGUGGGGGCGCGUGCUCUCGCUGCUGGUGCGUACCCGGUCCCUCAGCAGCUGGUCUAUCCUGGCCAAGAGUUUGUGGUGGCUCCUGGCGGCGCCAUUCAUGCUCGAAGUGCCCUGGGCCGCGAGGCGUUCGUGCCGGGGGCAGUAGGCCCGCCUCUGUUCCCCUCGGCUGCGGGGGGCGUCCCAACGGCCUGGGUGUUUCCUGGCGGUCCGCCUCCAGCCAGUCUUGACCCUCAUUUGGCAGGGAUUAUGCCUGGUGCUGUGCCCUAUGGACAUGUGUAUCCGCAAAUGCAUCCAUUGCCGACCCCGAUGGCUGCCACCCUUGGUGCGCCGCGCCACGAUGUUCCGCUGGGCUGGCAUGCGGCACCGGGCUUCCUAGGCGGGCUGUUCGGAGGCGGUCCGCUGCCUAAAGCCACUCGCAGGCGUCUGGAAGCUGAGUAA
This is a messenger RNA of Toxoplasma gondii ME49, 3888 nucleotides long. RefSeq lists its product as hypothetical. NCBI's taxonomy places the organism in Eukaryota, Apicomplexa, Conoidasida, Eucoccidiorida, Sarcocystidae. The coding region runs from base 1 to 3888 and encodes 1295 amino acids. Gene Ontology annotation, molecular function: mRNA binding; protein binding. The record is from RefSeq and is a predicted model, not a curated record. The transcript has 16 exons. Gene Ontology annotation, biological process: mRNA 3'-end processing. Gene Ontology annotation, cellular component: nucleus.